CAAAACUUGGUGUGUAGGUCGGGUUAGGCGUUUUUUUUAUAUCAGGCUUCCGUUCUGUUUGGGUGCCAGACGCCAGAAGUUGUGGAUAGCCGUGCUAGCGAGCUGGUUUAGCCGGCUAGUUAGCCUGGUGGUGCGGCUAGGUAGCCAGCCUGCUAGCGCUGUUGUCUCCUGCUAUCCCCGAGCAAGGCCGCCAUUGAGGCCGUAUUUGCUGCCGCAUUAAGGAGGGCUUUGGUCUGCAGGAAGCGCCCUUCUACUUUUAGACCACGGUUAUUUCAGCAGCAACGGCUUGACCAGAAAAGACUUGUGUGCAGCGCUGAAUCAGGAGGAUCUCCUCUAACCCAAGUCCCUACAAAGUUAUCAUCCGGCAAUAAAACGGAGGUCGUUGGGCUGGAGUGUGUUCUCAUGGCGGAGUCAGAGACUGAAUGUGACACACCCGGCCUUGACACGCUUGGGUCGGAGUGUGUCAUAGCCCACAGCCAGGUCGACCUUCACUAUGGUGCAGAGACGGAGAUCAUGACUGAGGAAAAGCGUGGUUUAGAGCUGGAGAUCCAUGGCUCGGACCUGGCCAAGAUCCAGGGCCUGGGCACAGAGCUCGGAGCGGUGACCUGUGUGGAAGCCAUAGUAGCGGAGACGGACCACGACUACAUCAAAGUGGAGCACGGCGAAAUGCAUUGUUUCACGGGGGACGUUAGAUCGGCUAACUUCGGGGAAGUGCUGCUGAAGGGCGAACACGACCACGUGGUGAAGGUGGAGUCGGACCACGGCGGGGAGCUGACGGUGGAGUCAGAGAACGGUGUCAUCAUCCACGAGGCCCACGGCCUGCAGUGCAACGAGUGUGGUGAAAUCUUCGGAAGCAUCGCCGAUCUUCACCAGCAUUUUGAGAUCCACAAAGAUCUCAACCCGUACAUAUGUGUUCACUGCGGUGAGAGCUUCGCUGUGGAAGCCAGCCUUAAGCAGCACAUGAAGAUCCACAUGAAAGAAAAGCCCUACGUCCCCACCGGCGUUGACAUGGUGGGCAAAGGAAUGAUGGACUCUUUCACCUUCAAGUCUCAUCAGAUGAUCCACCUGGCGGAGAAGCCCCACCGGUGUUCAGAGUGCGGCAAGAGCUUCGCGGCCGCCAUCACCCUAAGAGAGCACAUGAAAAUGCAUUCGGAGGACAAGCCCUACAAGUGUACCCAGUGCAGAAAGAGCUUUGUGCGCCGGAGGCAUCUGAAGAAGCACCAGGAGCUCCACGCACGCGACAAGCCUUAUACGUGUGGCCAGUGUGGCAAGGGCUUUGCCACCACUUCCAACCUUAAGCAGCACCAGAAGACCCAUGCGGCGGCCAUGGGCGACAAACCCCACCGCUGCACACAGUGUAGCAAGUGCUUCGCCGCCGCCGCCACCCUGAAAGAGCACCAGCGGGUCCACUCCGGCCAGAAGCCGUACAAAUGCAACCAGUGCAGGAAGAGUUUUGUUCGCAAGCGCCACCUGAAGAAACAUCAGCUUGUCCAUGCCGGAGGUAAGCCUUACACCUGCUCCCAGUGCGGCAAGGGCUUCAACCACUCCUCCUCCCUUUCCCGACACCACAAGAUCCACCUGCGGGAGAACAACAUGUACGCCGCCGUGCCGAGCGGCAAGGGCUUCGGCUACGGGAAUGCCGUCAAGAGGGAGCACCAACAGGGCGACAAGCCCUACAUGUGCCACCACUGCGAAAAGGGCUUCAACCAUUCCUCUUCUCUGUCGCGGCACCAGAGGGUCCACUCCGACGGGACCUUGUACACCUGCCCCCACUGCGGAAAGCGAUUCAACCACUCGUCCUCGCUGACCCGUCACCAGAGGGUGCACAUGGAUGAUAAGCCGCAUAUUCUCAGCCAUGGUCAGCAGCAGCAAGAUCGAGAGCAGAAGCAACUGUUGCAGCAGCAACUGUUGCAGCAGCAGCAGAUGCAGGAGUACAACGCAAUCCCCUCGGGAAAAGGGUUCUCCCAUACCAUCACCAAACAGCGCCUGGCCGACGGAGACAAGCCAUACAGAUGCUCCCAGUGCGGGAAAGGCUUCAACCACUCGUCGUCGCUCUCCCGGCAUCACAGGGUUCACAGUUGCGCUAAUGAGGCAGCUGUGAGAUGAUUUGCAAUUGACCCUCUUAUUAUAUUGGAGGUACCCCGUGAUUGUUCUGGGCAUAGUCAGGACCUUUUGAAUGCUUUUAAAAGGAAACAAAAAAAAAGUGAUUUGAUAUACUAACAAUGUUACCUGGACGGCGCUUGCCCCUCUGACUUGGCUAUUUGAGGCUGAAUUCAAUGAAAUAUACCUUCAGGCAGGCAUAUGUAACUUCAUGUGAUGUGGCUCACUGGGCGACUGAUUGGUGAUCAAGAAAAGUUCUAUUGUCUUGAGGAUAUCAAUUGGCGAUUUCUCCUAUCAGUCCAUGUUUAGCAAAAAAAAAAGGAAAUUCUAUGUAAAUAAUUGGAAGAUUUCUUUUAUAUAUAUAUGUAUAGGUUACUUGUGUGCUGUUAUGAUCCAGAAGAUGACAUUUUUGAUAGCAGGAUCCACUCUGGCGCCAACCCAUUUUUUUUCCCCCUUUUUCGCUACCAUAGUAGCGUGCGCUACCAGACACUUCAUGUGCGCUCACCCUGCAGUAAAACAAUUAAUGUCUCGAAUCAAACAAUCUAACCUAAUCAAUUCUUCAUCCUGCUGUUUUUCUUUGUUUCUCCCUUCGUUUAGACUACAUGGUUUUUGUACUGUUGUACAGAUGGCAGAUUUAGCCUAGGCCUGCCUCUCUGGGUUCCAUUUUAGCUUUGAGGAAAAUACGUAAUGUUAAAUAAACAUACUGCAUAGCAUACUGCAAAAUGCCCCGUGUCCUUAUUUAAAGUUUUAUUUCCCCCGUGAACUCGAGCAUCACCUGAAUGCAGAGGCAGAUUCUUCAGUGGUUUGUAGUAAAUCAUUUAUCUGUCUACUGGAUAGCUUAAUCUUGUGAUGUUUGAUGCAAAAUUGUCACAAUUUGGUCAAACUGCUUAUUACAAUGUAAAUAUAAAGACAAUUGCAAGACUAAAGAGAACUUUCUUCAAGAUUACCCACCUGAUUCCAUGGGAUUGCGCUCUAUUAACUGGUCUGUGUAAAAUAUCUUUUACAAACGUGUAUUUUUUUUAGACAUGGCUUGGGUCAUGUGAAAGGGAACGAGAAAUACAGUUUUUAUGGGUGGUGAAAUGGUGAGCAAUAUUAUCUUUUGGAUAACAAUUGUGCUUCAAACUGUAGCAUAGGUUUCUUGUGUUAGAUAGGUGCCUUAUUGCAUGCCAUGUAGAAAUGUAUGCUAAGCAGUUAUUUGGAAAGAAGUUAGGGUUUUCAGGAUUUUCGUUCUUAUUAUACUUACCCAACAUUUUAAUUUGAAGUCACUGAUCCCUUUUUUCCUUUUAUUUUUGCUUUUAUGUAUAUUACCGUUGACACUGUUAUGAUCAUUAUUGUCUUUAAUUUCUUCCAUCCUUGUCAAUGACCUCCAAUGUAGAGCAAAAUAACCCAUGAUCAGUAAAGGCCUUGAAGGGGAAAUCUGUAACAUCUUCCGGAUUUGAUUGGCACAUGUAUGGAUCAAUAAAGGUCAUUGACUCUCUA
Molecule: messenger RNA, 3579 nt
Organism: Gadus morhua (Atlantic cod)
Lineage: Eukaryota; Metazoa; Chordata; Actinopteri; Gadiformes; Gadidae
Product: C2H2-type zinc finger protein
Exons: 2
Coding region: 403-2106 (567 amino acids)
Biological process (GO): regulation of transcription by RNA polymerase II
Cellular component (GO): nucleus
Molecular function (GO): RNA polymerase II transcription regulatory region sequence-specific DNA binding; DNA-binding transcription factor activity, RNA polymerase II-specific
Source: RefSeq, a predicted model, not a curated record